CAGUCGGACGUCGCUUCGCUUGGAGCUCAGCCACAACAACACUGGGCCAAGUGAGCUCUGCGAUGCGCCGUGUAGAAUUAAUGUUUCGUAUUAGUUUCGCUGUGUUCAGUAAAAAAGUAGAUUACGCGUUUACUUAAAAGGCAGUUCAUUGAAACAGUUGCUUGGUAGUUCAGGUUUCGAGGCUUUCCUUCUCUAGCGCUUAAGCUAGCAGAGCGGGCGAGCAGGUUGACUUGCAUAGACAGUCAACGGUCAACCGUGGUCGGUUAGAGCAUCAUGGCAGUGUCGCUGGUGAAAGCGUGCCGCAGCCUGGCUCUGUCGACGUGGCUGCUGUCUUUCUGCUUCGUACACCUGCUGUGCCUGGACUUCACCGUGGCCGAGAAAGAAGAGUGGUACACGGCCUUUGUCAACAUCACCUACGUGGACCCGGUGACCUCGGAGCUGCGGACGGAGAAGACUGAGUGCGGGCGGUACGGAGAGCAUUCACCCAAGCGGGAGGCUCGGGGGACCGUGCUGCUGCCCGCGCCUGGACACGACAGGCAGGCCUGCGACAGUAACACCAGGUUCCCCACCAGCCGUGACCACCAGAGCCCAUGGAUAGCGCUCAUAGCCCGGGGGAACUGCACGUACCGAGAGAAAAUCCGGCUCGCAGCGAGCCUCAAUGCCUCCGCCGUGGUCAUCUUCAACGUGGGAUCGAGUAACUCCAACGAAACUAUAACCAUGCCUCACCAAGGAACAGGGGACGUGGUGGCCAUCAUGAUCCCAGAGCCGAAAGGGCGGGAGAUUGUGGCCCUGCUGGAGAAGAAUGUGACCGUAAUCAUGCACAUCACUAUUGGCACACGCAACCUCCAGAAAUAUGUGAGCCGCACCUCCGUGGUCUUCGUCUCCAUCUCCUUCAUUGUCCUCAUGAUCAUCUCACUGGCCUGGCUCGUCUUUUACUACAUCCAGCGGUUCCGCUACGCUAACGCACGAGAUCGCAACCAGAGGCGACUGGGGGAUGCUGCAAAGAAGGCCAUCAGCAAGCUUCAAGUUCGGACUAUCAGGAAGGGGGACAAGGAAACAGAGUCAGAUUUUGACAACUGUGCUGUGUGCAUCGAAGGCUACAAGCCCAAUGAUGUAGUGAGGAUACUGCCAUGCCGGCAUGUCUUCCAUAAGAACUGUGUGGACCCAUGGCUGCAGGACCACAGAACCUGUCCCAUGUGCAAGAUGAACAUCCUCAAAGCUCUCGGCAUCCCGCCAAACGCGGACUGUUCUGAUGAUAUUCCCCCUGACUACGAGCUGUCACUGGGCGGCCCUCCCACUAACGCUGUGACUGGGGCCAGCGACGUGACUGUGAGCGAGAGCUCUGUGGUGCUCGACCCUGCUGUGAGGACAGUUGGCCUGCCACACCUUUACCACGAGCACGAUUCACAGCUUGAUGAGGGUCACCACAUCGCCAGCAGUGAGCACCAGCCGCCUCUGAGCAGCGACUCGGACACUUCGCUCAUCCUGCCUGUGGAAGUGGGCCUGUCUGAUGUAGAACUCUCUGCUGGAGCUGAGCAGGAGGAGACCAAGUCCUGAGUGAAAAGCCUGGUCAGCGCAGACAGAGCUCUAGAGGGGGCUCCUAUGGAGCCAAGUAUGGAACAGGACCAUGGUGGAAAUUACACUACAAAAAGACCAUAAGCAAUAUAGCAUCACAGAUGUGCAGCCUCCUUAACUGUCCCCCACGGCCUCAUCAGCAUCUACCAAGAACAGAACGUUCAUUUACCAAAAAAAAAAAAAAAUCUGCUUUUCUCUUUGCGCUCUCUGUGACUGUAUUCACACCAGGUUGGUCUUGUCUUCUCUGCUCAGCUACUUUUGCGUUACUGGACUGGGAAAAGCACACGGCCAGUUUCUGGCUAUUUCCAUACCGGAUCAGUCAACCCUUUGGACUCUGGAAAUUAUGACCCUGAAUUUCCUUGUGGGAUCACUGCCAGCAUACACAAAUAUAUCCCAGAAUGAAACAAGUAAUCUAUAUAUACAAAUAUGUAUAGAUGUGAACAUCUUACUGCAUUUGCUGUGGCAAACGCAAGUUGAGUGCAAUCCAGCCAGCGCUGAUGAACCAGUACCUGUUUGGAAUACAAUCCUGUGUUAUGUGUGAAAUUUUCCUUUGAGAGGUCACCAGUGCUCGUAGUUUGCACAUUGGCUGCCAUUUUAGUGUCUUUCGAAUUCGGCUGCAUCGCAGAGCUUUUACUGUAGCAUCAAGACUUACGUUAUCCCUCCAUUACCAGGUCUGGUUGAGUGGUCUGAGGAGCAAACAAUUCAGCCCAGACUAAGCCUGAGUGCUUUGGUAACUACCCCGUCAGUCACUAUUUACACAUGAACUGGUGUGAGGCAUAAAAUGUUAAUUAGUUAGGCCACAUAAAUGACUUGUUCUAGAAACAUCUGUUUUACUUGGCUUAUAAUUGGUGGUGGAUCAGGGUGUACUGAAAUACUGGUUACUUGGGAUUUAGGUUCAAUUUAAAUUGGAUUCUUGGGUUUUGGGUUCAAUUUAAAGUUGAACUGAAAGUAAGUUACUUUUGGUUCAUCUUAUGAGUCCAUCUGGCUACUCUCUUAAAAAUAAAGGGUCUUUAUAAAAGGGGUCUUUUAGAGUAAUGCCAUAGAACAGGGGAUCCCGACCUGGUUCCCAAGAUGGUCCACAUGUUUCCUUUAUCCCUAGGUGUUGCGAGUAAAGUUGAAGCAAAAACAUGGACCAUCUGGAUGGGGGCCUGAGGACUAUAUUGGGAAACAUUGCCAUGGAGCAAGAGUUGUUCUGGCCCUGGAUAUUGCUAUGACAAUGAAACACAGUCAGUUACAUCAAAAGGUCAGUUAACUUCCAAACAAAAUACAGGGCCGGAAACUGGAUUUAAGGUCCAGAUUUGAAGGCCUCUGGCUUGUGGUUUUCUAAAAAACAUUUCAGUGGAUGUUUCAUCAUAGCAGCAGUUAUUAGUUUGGUUUGGCUCUAAUCUGGACCAUCCGUGGACAGAUUUCAGACACACUGCUUUAUUUACCAUUUUUGCAAAUAAGUAAUCAUAAUGUAAAAGUUCUAUAGCAAUUAUAGCUUUUUACUUAUACCAUACGAGCAAGUCAAGAACCGUUUAAGAACCUUUAUUUUGAAGAGCAUGCCCCUUCCAGAUUCUCUUUAGUCAAUGUAAUCGUUUGCUGUAGGCUUCAUGUCCUCUGAAGUGCCACUUGAGCUUGUAAAGGCGACUUUUCCCGGCAUUCAUCUUGUUGUGCCAUGCAUGAAAAACAAGUCUUUUCUCAGUGUAAGGUGGGACGGCAGUUGUGUUGAAUGUCUUAGUUCACGUUCAAAGACGUCAGCAAGAGCAGUAGAUCGAGCCGUCUGUUGUUUCUUCCCAAAGUGUCCUCAUAGGAGAAUCGAUAGAGCUGCUGAAAGUCUCCCUUACUCCACACAGAAGUCAGAUUAAGGCACUUUGCCAAAUAUAUUCAUAUAUAUUCGUAACUUGCCCAUAUUCUUUUUUGAUACAAGAGCGUAUUAGUGGUGUGAUAAUUUGGUGUGAAUGUCUGGUGUGAACGGUUUCGGUGUGCACAGAAAACGUCAAAUCGCAAAUCACUUUUUAUUGCACAGUGCGUAUAGGAGAGCAAAAGUCUAAUGAUGGACUUUUAUUUUAAUAUCAAAGUUUUAUUUUUCUAAAAAAACAAAUAAAAAUCAAGGAAAAUAGCCGUCCCUGUUUACAUUCAGUAAGGAAUUAGGAGAAAUAGAGAAAUUCAGAGACCUUUAGUACUUUACCCCCUGCUUUUGUUUGAAUAUUUUUAUUUACUCACCCAUCAUUCUUUAGUUUUAAGCAUUUUCCUUUCAAAGUUCACAUCAUUUAUGUGUCUUUGUGCUUAUCUUUUGAGGACACCUCCGUGGAGAAUGAAUGUGAAUGCAGUCCUGUUGUUGCAGACGUGUCCUUAUCCCUGUUUGCAGUAGGUAAUUUACACAGAAGCUUGAAUGAAAAUUCAUUUCUCUGUGUGUAUUUGUGUAUUUCCCUUUGACUUGCAAGAACUUGCCAAAUGAUAAGCACACACGUACCUGUUCCUGACAGUGGAGAGCAUUCAGUUGCACAUUAGAAUGUUUCAGAAUACUAACCAAAGCAGCUGUUUCACUUUACACCCUUCCUUCCAACAGCUUUUUGUGUGUUGUGUGUUUUCCUCAUUGAUUCUGUGUACAUCUGGCCAUAUAUGUAUAUAAGACAGACCAGAGCGUUUAUGUAUUUAUUUUGUAUGUAUCGUUUUAGAUCAGUUACACGUGUGAGUGUCGUGUGGGGCCUGUGGCCUCAGUGCUGGGCUUUGAAUUGAUGGUAUAAAGAGCUUAAUUUGGAUUAAGUUAACAAGCACAAGUCAUUGUGAUCUGUCACUAUAGAUCUGGAUGUUUAGUCUAUACUGGUUUUACAGUCACGUCUGAUCACUCUUUAGCUUAUGUUUAAUAUAAGACCAGCUUUAUAGAGGGACUCUCCAUCUAAAUGUGAUAAAUGGUUUGAAUAUUAUGGGUUUUUUUGUAUUGUGGUGCUAAUUCAGUCAUUUAUUUUCAAUAGUUACUGCAAACCACAAUCAUUUCUGAUGGAAAAGUUUAUGAUCUUAGAAUUUAGGCUGUUUCGUGCUACCCUAUGGCCUGGUUUUACAGACGUCUUGGAUUAAUUUACACAGCUGAAUCCUUAAUCUAACCAGCCUUAUGUGAGCACAGCCAGAAUGAGUUUGGGAUGAAUUUGUAGCAUCUACAUUGACAUGCUUUAUUUCAGUGUUUUAUUGUAUUUUAUUAUGUUUCUUUGAAUGGUUUUGGUGCAUCCCGGUGCUGUUAGGUCUUUACAUGGACAUUUUUGUUCCAGCAGGGACUGUUAUAAUAAGCAUAUACUACCCGUACUACCCUAAGCUUUACCUCCACCCAAUGCUUUGGCAUUUCCUCUAAGCAUAUCUGCAGCAUGCUUUAAGCUGCAGCAGUCUAAUCACAGUUCUCCUGGUCUCCUCAGUAUUACUUUGCAGACACUACUGGACCAUUGAGGGUUUUACGUUAUGACACGUUAGCCUUUUAGCCUUUAAUGCAAAACCUUUUCUCAGUUUUCUCAGAAAUACCAUUCGGGUGGGCCUAAGAAGCCUAGGCAAGCAAGGUUUCCUCUGCUAAUGAAGAAAAAUGGUUUGGGGGGUGCGGUACUGUCCCCUUUUUUAGGCCACCCCUUUGCCUUUCCUCGCUUGAAUGUUAGUGUGUUUGCUACUCUACCAUAGCUGACCUUCUGGCGCUUUGGUCCUCUACAUAUCGAUCCUCUUCCAAGAUGCCAGAUUUGAAACCUUUUUUCGCUUCAAGGCUCCUUAUUGUGAGCCAGUUGUACUUACUCUCCUAGAAAGCACUUUAUCUCCUUUUCAGAGAGGCUGACACAUGAAACACACAAGUUCUCCUGAAUAAGCUCGCAGGGUGAUCUGAUAGCAAAUGUCGCAAGAGGGCUAUUGGAUGUUAUAUGAUACAUGCUGUUUAGGUGACUGUGGUUAUUUCAACCUUUAAAGUAACCACAGGUUUCAGGGUCAUUACAGAAGAUGAAGGUUGUAUACAGUAUCCAGCAGAGUUAAACAGUAUUGCUAUUUUUGUUAUUUAGAGGACAAUGUAAAUAUAUUCAGCCAUCUUGGUAUACUGUUCUAGUACAGUGUUGCACGUGUUUGAGUCUAUGAUUGUGAGGUACAAUAAAUUUUAUUUGCGAGUU
This is a messenger RNA of Pygocentrus nattereri (red-bellied piranha), 5687 nucleotides long. It is a transcript of the gene rnf150a, whose product is annotated as ring finger protein 150a. The record is from RefSeq and is a predicted model, not a curated record. The transcript is spliced from 7 exons. NCBI's taxonomy places the organism in Eukaryota, Metazoa, Chordata, Actinopteri, Characiformes, Serrasalmidae. Bases 274 to 1557 code for a protein of 427 amino acids.